UGUCGGUCCUGGUUGGACCUUGGGCACCUGCGUCAGUGCUCAAACCGCGGCACGCGCUGAAUAAGUGGGCCCACUAACUGCUGUGUCCGACCGGGAGGCUGUUGUGCAAUAACGCACGAGGAGAGGAGAGAGAGAAAGAAAGAAAGAAAAAAAACAGGAGUCCCUUCCAGCUGUCGGGAGCAUCGGUGACAAGCUGCUCGGUUAACAGUGCAAACGUCCAGCGCGUCCAUGUGCGCAUUGAUCCGCGUGACAGAUCACCGCCUGUAAAGCAGCCCUCGGGUUCAGGGUUUGCCCCUCCUGGUCGGCACCAAUCUGAGAUGGGUAAGAGGAGGGGGCGGGAAGGUUAGUUUGAAGAGGGCAGAGCUGUGCGCGAGGACGCUGAUUAUUUCCCCCUAUUAUUUCACCGCUGGAGAGAAGAGGAAGAAAAAAACCCAGACCCAGUGGACAGUAACAGCUGAGGGAGAAACCACACGGACCACACGUCUGAACCUCAUUAACUCCAAGGAAAGCAAGUCGGGAGAGAGAAGAAAGAGCAAGAACGCAACCCUCAGUGCUGCUGCUGGAGUCCUCUGCACAAACUGAUAUGGCUGCUGCACUUUGGAAACCAAAAUCUGUGGACUCAGGCUUGUGGCUCCUCCUCCUGCUCCUCAACAUACUUCCUGUAGCCAGGGCAGUCGUUGGACACAGAGAACCAUUGCCGGAUGAUAGUAAAGACAAUAUCACCAUUUUCACCCGAAUCCUCGAUGGGCUGCUGGAUGGAUACGACAACAGGCUACGUCCCGGGCUGGGAGAGAGCGUGACAGAAGUGAGGACUAACAUCUACGUGACCAGCUUUGGGCCCGUGUCGGACACUGACAUGGAAUACACCAUUGACGUCUUCUUCCGUCAGAGUUGGAGGGACGAGAGGCUGAAGUUUGCUGGGCCCAUGCAGGUGUUACCCCUUAACAACCUCCUGGCCAGUAAAAUCUGGACUCCUGACACAUUCUUCCACAAUGGGAAGAAGUCAGUGGCACACAACAUGACGACUCCCAACAAACUGCUACGACUAGUCGACAAUGGCACGCUGCUCUACACCAUGAGGUUGACCAUUCACGCUGAGUGCCCCAUGCACCUGGAGGAUUUCCCGAUGGAUGCACACGCCUGUCCUUUGAAAUUUGGAAGUUAUGCUUACACCAAUAACGAGGUAAUCUACCUGUGGACUCAGGGAGACGAGAGGUCUGUGGCUGUGGCAGAGGACGGUUCCCGGUUGAACCAGUACGACUUACUGGGACACGUAAUCGGCAAAGAGACCAUCAGUUCCAGCACAGGAGAAUAUGUCGUGAUGACUACAUAUUUCCAUUUGAAAAGGAAAAUUGGCUAUUUUGUGAUUCAAACCUACCUCCCGUGCAUCAUGACUGUCAUUCUGUCUCAAGUCUCCUUCUGGCUCAACAGAGAAUCGGUUCCUGCUCGCACUGUAUUUGGGGUCACCACUGUCCUAACCAUGACCACCCUGAGCAUCAGUGCUAGAAACUCCCUUCCUAAGGUGGCCUAUGCCACGGCCAUGGACUGGUUCAUGGCUGUGUGCUAUGCCUUUGUCUUCUCUGCCCUGAUUGAGUUUGCCACAGUCAACUACUUCACGAAGCGCAGCUGGGCAUGGGAUGGCAAAAAAGAGGGCAUGGAAAUAAGGGAACCGUUUCAGGCUAACAUGGCAAGGAUUAAAGAUAUGAGGAGAGAAUCGGCGACUUUGUCCAAAAAGGCAAACAACACCUUCAACAUUGUCGGAACCACAUACGCCAUCAAUGUGGCGAAAGACCAGGGUUUGACCACCAUUUCCAAGAGCGCCCCCACAUCGACCCCCAAACACCCCUUCAUGCAUAAAAUGGAGGAUCCCUACACGGAGGCCAAGAAGUCCUACAACCGUGUCAGCAAAGUGGACAAGAUAUCACGCAUUAUUUUCCCCGUUCUGUUCUUCAUCUUCAACUUAGGCUACUGGGCCACGUACGUCAACAGAAAGCCCGCUAUCAUGAAGGCUAACAACCUAAACUGAUCCGACCAAAUGCUAGGCUUGAUCUGGUUUGUGGUGGAGGUAGACAGGUUUGCAGGAGGCCAAGUCCAUUACAUCUUAUUGUGUGUGUGUGUGUGUGUGUGUGUGUGUGUGUGUGUGUGUGUGUGUGUGUGUGUGUGUGUGUGUGUGUGUGUGUGUGUGUGUGUGUGUGUGUGUGUGUGUGUGUGUGUGUGUGUGUGUGUGUGUGCGCGCGCGCACGUGCGUGUGUGUGUGUGUGUGUGUGUGUGUGUGUGUGUGCGUGCGUGUGUUUGGCUAAGUGCGUGUGCCUGUGUGUAAGUGUGUGUGUUUUUUCUUGAGAGUUUGAUAUUUUGCACGUCUGUAUAGAUGGAAGGCAAACUUAAACAUACAGUAGACUCACAUUUAAUAGUUGGACCUUGGAGGGAGCACAUAACCACAUCAGACUGUGUUUGUGUAGCGUUUUAUUUUCUCCACACUUAGCUCUGGUCCUGUUCCCCUUGUUGUGAGUAACCAAGUGAUCCUUUGCCGUAUCUUGAUUGCUUGCUGUUUUUCUGUAGAGUAGUCGAUUGUGUUUUCACUAUGUUUUGACAUGUUGGCGCUUUGCUUAUAAUAAGUUAGAGCGAGCAUGCCUUUGACGUUUUUUCAUUGUUGCUCAUUACCGAUGAUAAGGUUCUGACAUGUCCAUGGAGUUAACAUGCAUGUCCGCACGCACUCACUCGUGAUGCAUCGAAAAAUGCCGUCGGUCGCUGUACUGUGCUCCGGGGCGGCCUGUAUAGCUCUAUAGGAACAUCAUUAAUAACCGUCAGUGUGUGGCCUUCAGCACAUGCUGAAUCUCAACAAACCUGACGCAGCAUCAUGGAGGACUGCUUUGGCGUCCCAUGGGGACUGCCUAUACAUUUAUAGUCCAGUGGCUCUUAUUGUUUUAACUGGCUGAGUAUGUUUGAUGACAGAGACGCUAUGUGCCUUGGUAAAUAAACACACAUGAGAAGAGAUAAGGCCCUAAUACAUUAACACACAUUCACACAUAAAUGUCUGUGUGUAUAUUACAUGCAAACUGGUGUCCACAGACAUGGCAGUAUGUGGCUCUGCUCCACCCACCCAUCCACGGCCCUUGGGCAUGGGCAGCCCGGUGUAAAAUUGCCCAUUAGUGUGGAAGGUUAACAGACCUCUGCCUGUGAAAAGAUGAAGCAGAGCGGUUAAAGGCUCCAGCGUAGUCCAGAACAGUUAUCAUGUGCGUUUAUGUUUUGGCUCCUGGUGCGGUGUCACCGUGAGCAGAGCGGUCCAAACUAACUAACACCAUUACCUCAGACUGGAGUCCAAUUCUGAAAAGCAGUAUAUUGUCCAUGGGAAAGCAAACAGCACUGGAUGUUUUAUACAUAAAACACACACACUUUUCUGUAUGCCUGCUGUCUUUCUUUGUCUUGUUUGCGUCUGUCACUGUAACUAUUUUUGGCUCUGUUUUGAUUUUUCUGUCUUCAUAAGCAGGAUUGUGUUUCAUGUUGAACUUUUGCCCCGUUACACUUGUUUGUGUGAAGUACAUCGGUGUUGAUUUGAUUGUCUACAUAUGCCGUUCUGUUCUUGUGUUUUGAAGUAGACAACAAAGACCUAUAGAGUAUCUCUAAACAAACUUUGGCGAUUCUAUCAUCACUGGAGAUUCUUACCCUCAAAAAUGCUGCCAAAUCUGAAGAUGAAACAAAGAUUGCCUGAUUUCUGAAACACUUCAAUAAGAAAGCAAAAGAAUUGUUUCGAUAACAGAGAAUCAGAUGUGUCUCCAGUUGUGGUGACUGUCUCCAACUUCUGUUUCCCGUCUGUUCACUGACCAUUGUGUUUUUGUUAAGUGUUGAAUUUUGGUUCAGUUUUCUGAUGUUUUUUUUUAAUUCAAUGAAAGCAAUUUCUGUUGUUCUUGUUUGCUGUAUGCACUCUGGACUUUUGCAUUACUUCCUGCAUACACUCUGAUGAACACUGUACUUCAGACGCCAACAUGGAUCCCUUCAAACUGUCUCAAAGUGGUAAGCAUAGAAGAAUGAGUGGACUGUGUUGCUUCUUUUCAAAAGGUGUUAAUAACACAAAACAUGUACAAUUUAUCAGUCAUAGGUUAAUGCAUGACAAUCUGUACACGUGUAUGUCUGCAACCUCCAAUAAUGGUGUUUGUCACACUGAAAUAGGGCUUAGUAUCAGUGCUUCUGUACUCAUUGAUUACUAACGCAUUACUCCAGCAUCGUCUGCAUAACCACACUGGAACAUGCAAAUUGUGCUCUCAGUGUACAGCUAGCACAGUGCUCUGAAAGUGUUUUUUACCACUUUUAGUUUCGUAAAGUUUCAACAUAUUUGACGUUGUUAAUUAUACAAUGUAAUAGACUCAAUGUUUAAACCAGUGCUUGCUUGAACCAUUGCUUUUAAUUCAAAUGUGACUGAAAUCUUUCUCCCACAUGUCUGGAAACAACAGAGGAAACAGUUUGAGUUUAAAAUAUAAAUGUAACAGCAUGGAUAUCUACUGAUAAACCAUUUUUUAUGUUAAACUAGUACAGACAUUAUCUCUCAGAUCACACUGACGUGAUAAUUCAUGGCACUAUUAACUCGAGAUGAGAUUUGUGUGGAAUCCAUCAAUUUUUUUAUAGUAGUGUCAAAAUUAUAAUUACAAACCAGGUGAACGUGUCCCUGUUAAAUAGCAAUGUUAAAUACCUCUGCAUAUUUUAUAACUGUCGGAAAUUAUCAAUCCGACGUCAAACUGCUGAUAGGGUAUGGCAUAUUGAAUUCAAUAUUUCAAAAUGUGAUUUUCUAUUCUUCCAAGGAGAAACACAGUGAGGCACUGAGUCUCUUUUUUAGGCUCCACUUUUUAUCACUUUGUCUCAAACAAACUGAGUCAUGAUAUCGAUCAGCUGAGGCCGUUCAAAGCCUGCUGUCUGCUGCUCAGUCAGGAUCAGAUGACUCAAAGUGCUAAUGUUUAUGCAGACUUCCUCGAGUAAUGUGAUUGAGGUUUCACAAGAAGUUAUGAGACGUAGCGGUUGCAAGCACUUGGGGAUGCAUUUGUGUUAUAACUUGGCUCCAAGUCAGCGAUGAGUGAAUCUACACCCUCAGUCCCAAAUAUCACCAUCGCCUGUUCACACAAUCAGUAUCAUGUGUCAAUCUGAGUCCUGUGCCUAAUUCAGUGAGAGCGCCAGUGAAUGCACUCAUUUUGUUUCUCCUUCUCUAAAGCAUCGCCUACGUACACAGCAAUGAUAAUGUCAGCAGUGGGUGCACUGUUAGCUAAAGCUACCAAUCGUCAGCAAAUCAGUGAGCAGUCCAAGGUGGUGGGCUGCGAGCUGAGCUGCUGCUAACUUAUCCCAACUUGUUUCUCAGUGUUCAGAUGGUUUUGAGCAUAGACAUAUAAAGAGUAGACGCUGCAUCGAAGCUAGUACCUAUUGGCGCUGAUGAGCCAUGGGGCUGCCAUCUUGGUCCGGUCGCCCGUUCCACUCAGUGUGAUCUGUUUGGCAGGCGCAAUUAAGUGUCAGCGCAUUUAAAUCAAUCAUAACUCGCUAAAUUCGAAACUGAUUUUCAUGUGGCUUUUUUUUCUUAUAUGUGAUGUAUGAUAGGUAUUUUGCCGCACAGUGCUCUGGCAUCUUGAAGUCUCUGCUGCUUCAGUUUACGUUUACAGGAUCAUGGGUAGGAUGACCGAGCCAAGAUGGCGGCCGUAUUUCUUGCACCCCAGCAGCCAAUGCGGUGUCCACUCCUGAGUUGAAUAUCUAUACUAUUCCUCAAUCACAAGCACAUAGCACACUGCUUACUGCAGCGCUAUAGAGACCAUGCCCCCUACAUGCACUGUGCAUUCCUCCAUCACAUGCACAGAUGAUUUCUAUUUUGGAUGGAUGUCUGCUUAUAACAAAACAAAUAUUUAUGCUUGGAUAUGAUAGCUUCCAUUGAAUUACCCUCAAUGCUCAGUUAAUUCCCAUAAAUUCCCAUGGAAAGUCUCCAAUUCAGAAUAUUUCCACAAUUCUCCAGCUUAACUUCUCAUGGAAAUUUACCGGAAACUUUCUGGAAAUUUUCCACCCCUUUGCAACCCUGCUGGUGAAGCUUCAAUUGCUGGCCAGGGCACUUUCAUAUUUAUUACAUGGAGAAUGACUUAUAAUCACAAUAAUUACGCACCAGCCAUCCGUACUCUACCAUUAAAACACCGUCAGAUUCUAAGGGAUCUAAAUCACAGGCCAUUUCACUCGUGCUGCACAAAGAAAGUUCAUAUCAGAAUGAAAAACAACACAAAGGAGCACUGAAGAGCAGUACAGUGUUUUUUUUUUAACUCCAAUUACACCAUUACACCAAUGUGGUGGAGGUGUUGUAUCAAAAUCAGUCCAGUGCAGCAGAAAAGGCACUGCCAGAACUGCCAAAGAAGGACAGUAGACAAGCAUCUUGUUUAUGCGCUACAGGCAAGGGCAUCCCUACAGACAGUCGUGUCCGGAAAAAAAUCAAUGCAGAAUACACCAAUCUCCGUCCCUGUUUGUCUUUCUUAACAGAGACUCCAGACAGCAGUUUUUUUAUACACUGAUAGACAUCAUAGUUAAACAGAGCAACACCAGACUGUAUAAUCAAACGGCAAGUCUUUGUUUCACAUCCACACUGGUGUCCAUAUUCAGCUAUUAGUCUGACUGUUGUGUUCUCUCUAUUUACUAAUACGUUAAUGUAUGUAAUAUUGAGCGUCCUCACAUAUUAAAAAGCUCUUACAUAGUGACGCAUUGUAGAAGAACAUGUACAAUUUAAAAUUGCUAUUGCCACAGAGAGUCACUGAGGCAGAGAGACACAGAGGUUAGAGUGGGCUACAGCAAGGUCAUAAAAACAGCUUGCCAUAUCAAUAUCACUGUAUUCUGGACCUGGGGAAAACGUCUGUGGUGGGUAAAAUCACAAAAAUAAUUUCAAACUGCAAUAAAAAUGUAGAAAUCAAUAACAAAUUGUGUCAAAAUCUGGAUAAUUCUUAAUUCUGUGAAAUGAGAGUAAAGCUUGGACGAAGAAGUAGAUUUCUCUCCGUCUUCAUGAGCAUCAUCAGACCAUGUGAAGGAUGGCACCGUCUCUCAGACAGAGAGAACCUAAUAUAAAGGCCUGCCUCUAACGCUAGCCGUCUUCACAUAAAGGCCUGCAGUAAAAGCAAACGAAGGCCCUGGUUUAUAUUUGAAGAGUUAUGGUAUAUUAGAAGUCUGUCAGGAGUAUAAUAAAGGGGGACAAACACUUUCAGAGCAACUCAACCACCACCUCUCCACUCUGCAGCUGAACUACAGUAUAAUUUCUGUCAUCCAAACUGCUCAGACUGAUGGCUACAGCAAGACAAACAUACAACAAAAAACAAGAGGUGAUGAAUGAACUGUGACAGAAGAAAUUGUGUUUAAGGAGCAUGUAAACAUGUCAUAUCAGGGCAAAGAUUUGUGAUGAUUCAGGUCUUCUUUCUGAGGGGUUUUGAUCAAUGAGACUCUACUGUAUUGUUGCCUUUUAGGUUUGGUUCUUAUGGUGUAAUCAUUUAUGUGGUCAAUCUUUUCCUCACAGGGCCAGAGUUAACUUCAGCAGAAACUUCUCAUCCUAUAAGAUGCAGUAUAUUAAGAGCAUAUUACUAUAUGAAUAUAUUUAUGCUGUUCAGUAAAGCAUUAAAUAUUAUAUGUUUUAUAUGACAUAAUCUCUACAGCAUUGAUGCAAAUCUCUUGAUGGGUAGAAAGCCGUAGAAAAAUAGAUGAACUGAACAAAUUAUUAUUACUAACUAAAUGGCAACAAUUCUAAUUAUUCAGAUUAGUGUUACCAAGUUGUGAAUUUGUAGAUAUUGUGAAUUCAAUGCCAAUAGUUUUUGUGAAUAUUGAUAUGUCACGUCAUUUAUUUUUACAUCUGAUAAGUACCGCUGUAUUACACUGAGCUCUGUAACAGAGUGUCAUGGUAUUUUACAGACGUACAGUAGAGGUAUUAUUCAUCGAGCUACUUACGACAUCAGUACCUUGUGUACACUUUUCAAACCUAACUGUGAAUUAGCAGCUGUCUGCAAGUGGAGUCGUACACGCCAUGUUCUCUCUCCAGAAAUGUCACUGCAUGUCCUCACAAGCUGAGAGAUCAGAGACUUCCUCCACAAAGACAGCUCCGGGGAACAUAGUGGACUCUGUGUAAUUGUUGGGAGGUGGCUCUUUACAGUGAAUAUGCUCAGUGACUGGACUCUGUAUGUUGCCCUCUCUCGUUCAUGUUCUUACUGUAUGACAUGUAGCGAAUGAAAAUGGGGAUUAAAAAGGACGUUGUAUUUUG
This is a messenger RNA of Notolabrus celidotus (New Zealand spotty), 8242 nucleotides long. RefSeq names its product gamma-aminobutyric acid receptor subunit alpha-2-like. Bases 584 to 2026 code for a protein of 480 amino acids. The record is from RefSeq and is a predicted model, not a curated record. Gene Ontology annotation, molecular function: transmitter-gated monoatomic ion channel activity involved in regulation of postsynaptic membrane potential; GABA-gated chloride ion channel activity; GABA-A receptor activity. NCBI's taxonomy places the organism in Eukaryota, Metazoa, Chordata, Actinopteri, Labriformes, Labridae. The transcript has 11 exons. Gene Ontology annotation, cellular component: postsynapse; dendrite membrane; neuron projection. Gene Ontology annotation, biological process: nervous system process; gamma-aminobutyric acid signaling pathway; monoatomic ion transmembrane transport.